AAAAGAGCAAGAUUGUGGUAAGAUCUCAGUACUUUUUGGAUGAACUACAACAACAGGAGGCGUGCGUUUACCCGCAAUAGCUCUAUUGAUUUAUAUGCAGAUGAAACUCUCACAGGAGUAAAUGACCCUCUCCUAUCAUACUUACAGUGGAAAACUAGAAGAACAACAGUGAAAAUGCGAAGACAGACGCAGGCGAUUGGAAAUCCUCAAUACACAGACUGAAGCUAGUACCUAUACCAUUGUCAAUUGGCUCCUAGAUCAUUCAGUCAUUGCGGCGACUGCUAGAUGAGAUCGACUCGUCCUAGUUUUGUAAGUCAUCUACACAGCAUCCCCUCUGACCUGUUAGAAAGAAUCUACUUGGCAGAGAGAAAGGGUUUUGUAACUACAACUUCAUUAUUCAAGUGACCUUACGAUAAUCAGAAGAAAAUGGUGGUGAAGUGUAUCAGCUUCGACCUCGAGGAGGACCGGAGGCGGACCUGCGACGAGCACAUGGAAGAGGGCUUCCCCCUCGCCCCAGUGCCAAGCCCGAUGACGUUUUGCAGCGAUAUCCAAAAGAGCGGUAAGAUGUUUCUGAGCACCUUCUAGUAAGUACUAAGAACACUGUCGCUCCUGACAAAUGAUGAACAUUUUGUCUAGUGUGAUUAUAUAUAGAAAAAUAAUAUUUAAUUGAUUUUACUACAACGAGUCAAUGCUGAUGUUCAUUGGCAAAGAUAGAGUUUUUGUUAGAGACCGAUGGAUAGAUCUUCUGCACUACCAAAAUUAGGAACGGCUCCGCAAUUGAUGGACUUUAAGCACGGAACAACAACGCUUGGCUUCAAAUUCCAAGGAGGAAUCAUUAUCGCUGUCGAUUCCCGCGCGAGUAUGGGCAGUUACAUAGGCAGCCAGACGGUGCCUUUAAGUUUAACAUUAUGAACAAUGGACUCGCUGUCUUCAAUGUCGUCACUGACUUGUCGUGAACUCUAAACCUCUAUGAAAGCGGGCUCGUCCACGCUCGUUGUUCUCAAUUGAGCACUUAAUAUUUUUUGAUCUCAAACGUUGAUUUCCUGCUCUCUUCUCAUUUUCAUCUUUCGUUUUGCUCCAUCUGCAUCACAGGUGAAAAAAGUGAUCGAAAUCAAUGAUCGAUUGCUCGGCACAAUGGCAGGCGGUGCAGCGGAUUGUAGUUACUGGGAGAGGAAGCUGACGCUUCUCGCACGAAUGUACCAAAAACUUCUCUGGAAUUGAGUCAGGCCCAGGGGUGUUCACAUGGGAUACCUGAAGAUGCCGUUUUUAGAUCUACUUACCAAAACUACUGGUUUCAAUCCUCGUUGCUAUAGUCAUUAGCAUGCUCAUGAUUAUUCUCACCUUUUAUUUUAUAUAGUCCACAUCCCCUGCGCAAGCGCAUGUAGCAUGCUGAUUCAUAUGAUUCUGCAGGUACGAACUAAGGGAACGAGAGAAAAUAUCAGUUGCGGCUGCAAGUAAGAUUUUGGCGAAUAUUUUUAUACAAUACCGAGGUUACGGACUAAGCUGUGGCACCAUGGUCGCGGGCUGGGACAAGACUGGGCCACAUCUCUACAUGGUCGACGACCAAGGUAUGAAAUUUACAUUUAGCUUUUUUGAUUUACUUCAGGACGUGGGACUCGCGGGUGUUAUCGUUCCUUGUACUCUCAAUCUCUUACUCUCCGGGCCUCUCGGUAUGAUUCCUUCUCCAUUCUUGUAGUUUCUCUCUUUUUCUCUUUCUUAGUACCUCGAAAUAGUCCCAUAUCCGGAAAAAUGAUCAGGCGACCGCGUCGAGGGAGAGAAGUUUUCGGUAGGCUCAGGUUGUAUGUUUGCGUAUGGCGUGCUUGAUGAUGGCUACAGAUACGAUCUUUCAGUAGCUGACGCUGUGGAGCUUGGCCGCAGAGCGAUAUACCAUGCCACGCACAAAGACGGAGCUAGUGGUGGUGUUGUGCGCGUCUACCACGUCCACAGAGAUUAUGACUACAAUGAGUAUUUUCGUGUCAUUUGCGAGCAAGUAGUAAUAUGCGGGUCGUUGUGCUAAAGUAAAGUCAGUGUGGGAAAAAAAUAAGUGGGUUAGGGUUUUUGAUUGGUUUUUUCUUGUUCUACUCGACGCACAAGUACUUCGGUGUGCAUUAUAAAUAUUGAUUUGCUAUGGCAUUACUAGAUGAAACUUUGUCCAUCAUUUGCGUGUAGGGUCUAGUCGAAUCGUGUAAAAUCCCAUCUAAGAAUGCGGUUGGACGAAGGUGAUAGCAGGAGAAGACGUAAACAGCUUACACUACAUGUACGCGGCGCAAAAGGGUCUUACGGGUACCGAGUAAGGGGGAGCUGCGUGAGUCAUGGAAAUCUAGAAGCGGCCUCGUACGGAAUAACAAGCACUCUGUUCGGUUUCGGUUUCCAUUGCCGCACGAGAUUCCUGAACCAAGAUGAAGGUUGUGACCCAACUAAACAUGAUUCCUCCCACCUCUAAAGACACCUACACCUACACGAACAUAUUUUUUUGAAGCAAAAAUGUGUAAAAGAAGUUCUAAUUUUUGAUGUUGGUCGUUUCCAUAACGACAAAAGGAAUUGGAUUUUCCAAUCGAUCAUGACAGGAGAAGACCAUUUCCCUAUCCCAGGAUAAGACCGCUUCCCUCCCAUUUUUUAAUCACACGACGGUCGCUUUGGUGAAAAAGGACAGAGAACCAUAAAUUAUUGACUCGUUACUAACACUUACAUGACGAAUCAUGAAGUACGGAGACGCAUUCAUCCUACCUAUUGUUCCAAUCUAAUGGCAGC
Messenger RNA from Amoebophrya sp. A25, 2751 nucleotides. NCBI's taxonomy places the organism in Eukaryota, Dinophyceae, Syndiniales, Amoebophryaceae. The record is from the annotation of a GenBank genome assembly.